Messenger RNA from Globicephala melas (long-finned pilot whale), 2243 nucleotides. RefSeq names its product G protein-coupled receptor class C group 5 member C (gene GPRC5C). NCBI's taxonomy places the organism in Eukaryota, Metazoa, Chordata, Mammalia, Artiodactyla, Delphinidae. Gene Ontology annotation, cellular component: intracellular membrane-bounded organelle; plasma membrane; extracellular exosome. Gene Ontology annotation, molecular function: protein kinase activator activity; G protein-coupled receptor activity. Gene Ontology annotation, biological process: G protein-coupled receptor signaling pathway. The record is from RefSeq and is a predicted model, not a curated record.
UGGACGCUCGGUGUGUGGUGUGUCCACGUGUGCAAGCUCGGGGAGGGCAGAAGGCGCGACAAAGACAGACUUUGUAUCUGAGUGUGCGCCUCGCUCUAGUCCGGAGCGGCGAACUGUGCCCCGCGUGUGUCUCACGGGAGAGCCAGGACGAAGGUGACAAAGACUAGGUGUCCGCCCCAGAGAGACGCACCAAGGUGGCCCCCGCGCGUGUUUGUGUGCGCGCGCGCUGGGACUCGCGGAGAGGGAGAGCCCGCCCGCGAAUUGUGUUGGGCUGCACCCCAAACCGCUUUCCGGAGAGAAAACCGAGUCCCGAAAGUAAGUGCGCGUGAGUGUGCGCGCGCCCGCGUGCGGGGGCGUGGCAGUAAACAGCAGCAGCCCACAAGCCGGCCUGGCCAGAAACUCCGAUCUCCCUCCCCUGCCGGAAAGUGCGUCUAGUCGCAGCCUGGAGGGACCCAGCUGGGGCCUGGCCUGGGAGCCAGGAUGGCCAUCCAGGAAGCGGUGCUGAUAUGCCUGGGACUGCCUCUCUUCCUACUCCCAGGGGCCCGGGCCCAGAACCACGCCCCAGCUGGCUGCAGCCCGGACCUCAACCCCCUCUAUUACAACCUGUGUGACCGCUCUGGGGCUUGGGGCAUCAUCUUGGAGGCAGUGGCGGGGGCGGGCAUCGUCACCACUUUUGUCCUCACCAUCUUCCUCGUGGCCAGCCUCCCCUUCGUGCAGGACACCAAGAAGCGGAGCCUGCUGGGGACCCAGGUGUUCUUCCUGCUGGGGACCCUGGGCCUCUUCUGCCUCGUCUUCGCCUGCGUGGUGAAGCCUGACUUCUCCACCUGCGCCUCUCGGCGCUUCCUCUUCGGGGUCCUGUUCGCCAUCUGCUUCGCCUGCCUAGUGGCUCACGUGUUAGCCCUCAACUUCCUGGUCCGGAAGAACCACGGGCCCCGGGGCUGGGUGGUCUUCGUCGUGGCCCUGCUGCUGAGCCUCGUGGAGGUGAUCAUCAACACGGAGUGGCUGGUCAUCACGCUGGUGCGGGCAGGCGGCGGCGAGGGUGGCCCUCCGGCCAACGGCAGUGCCAGCUGGGCCACUGCCUCCCCCUGUGCCAUCGCCAACGUGGACUUCGUCAUGGCGCUGAUCUACGUCAUGCUGCUGCUGCUCUGCGCCUUUACGGGGGCCUGGCCCACCCUGUGCGGCCGCUUCAAGCGCUGGCGGAAGCACGGGGUCUUCGUGCUGCUCACCACGGCCACCUCCAUCGCCAUCUGGGUGGUUUGGAUUGUCAUGUACACCUACGGCAACCGGCAGCGCAACAGCCCCACGUGGGAUGACCCCACGUUGGCCAUCACCCUCGCCGCCAAUGCCUGGGCCUUCGUGCUCUUCUAUGUCAUCCCUGAGGUCUCCCAGGUGACCAAGCCCAGCCCGGAGCAGAGCUACCAGGGGGACCUGUACCCCACCCGGGGCGUGGGCUACGAGACCAUCCUGAAAGAGCAGAAGGGCCAGAGCAUGUUUGUGGAAAACAAGGCGUUUUCCAUGGACGAGCCAGCCUCAGCUAAGAGACCAGUGUCACCGUACAGCGGGUACAACGGGCAGCUGCUGACCAGUGUGUACCAGCCCACUGAGAUGACCCUGAUACACAAAGCCCCGUCGGAAGGAGCUUACGACGUCAUCCUCCCGCGGGCCACUGCUAACAGCCAGGUGAUGGGCAGUGCCAACUCCACCCUGCGGGCCGAAGACAUCUACGCAGCCCAGAGCCACCAGGAGGCCACCCUGCCGAAGGAAGGCAAGAACUCCCAGGUCUUUAGAAACCCCUACGUGUGGGACUGAGGCGGCACCAGGAGGAGGCGGGAAGAUCUGGGGACCUGACCGGGCGAGGGUCUUCCUGGGAGCCCCUGCUCUCCCCUCCCCCUCCCCCUCGCUGGCUCAGGACAGGUCAGGGCCUCAGCCGGGAGGCCCUCCCCAUCUGCCAGUUCGGCUGGGCGUCCCCGGGCCCCUCACCCACUCCUCAGUGUCUGUGGAGUCCAGGAGCCAACUCCGGCUUCAUGUCAGGGUCACCUGGCUUCGUGUCAAGGUCACCUGCGGCGGCCAUGCUCCAGCCAAAUUGUGUUCUUCCUGGGGUGGCGGCCAGUCAGCACCUACGUUCUCUGGAGUCUUCAGAGAGAUUCCUGCAACCUUGAGAGAUGUCUCAGGCGCUUCUGUCCCGGGUCUUGCUCCUCUGUGAGGAGCAAGGGUGCCUAAUAAACACGUUUCUGCUUUAUUAA